GACCCAAAUAAAAUAAUAAGUUUAAAUACAUUAUAUAAAAAAAUAAAUUAAUCCAUUUACGCCUCAUACCUUUACAUAUAUCAUCAAACUUCCUCUCAUUUCUCUACAUCAAACUCAUUCUCUUUUUAUACUCUACACCACCAAGUACCAACAAUAUAUAUGAGAACGAUGGUAGACUUGGGUAGAGAAAGAAGCAGCCAUCUACGAGUCAUUAACUCUCCAACCAACGUUGACUGUGCCCGUGAAGUCCGUCUCCGACGAACUCUACGUUCCCUCAUCGAGUGCUUAAUCCCAUACUGUUGUACUUACCAAUCUCUUCCCUCCGACCAUAACGAUACAGUAUCUUCCUCUUUCUCCGACAAAACCGGUGCCGUUGUUACCGGAACAUUCUUCGGUCACCGUCAUGGCCACGUCAGCUUCUGCCUCCAAGACGACACUCACCCGUUCUCUCGGUCGCCUCUCCUCCUACUCGAGCUAGCCGUUCCCACCGCCGCUCUAGCUCGGGAGAUGGAGGAGGGCUUUCUCCGAAUCGCUCUCCGGAGCAAAAGCAACCGAAGGGAUAAUAUCUUAGACGUGCCGGUUUGGUCUAUGUACUGCAACGGAAGGAAAGUUGGGUUCGCCGUGAAGAGAGAGAUGACUGAAAGCGACGUCGUGUUUCUUCAGAUGAUGAAGUCUGUUUCCGUUGGCGCAGGGGUGGUUCCAAACGGCGAGACGUUGUAUUUGAGGACGAAGUUUGAGAGAGUCACCGGGUCGAGUGACUCGGAAGCGUUUCAUAUGGUCAACCCAGAGGGUAGUUAUGGACAGGAGCUUAGCAUUUUUCUUUUGAGAUCGUGAUAUACUUAAGGCCUGUUCGUUUGGUUGCCGCAGGUUUCUGCGUCGGCGUCAACGUCGGCGUCGGCGUCAGCGGCAGCGUCAAACUCGUUUGGUUGUUGUUCGUUUCGUAGACGUUGACGCAGUCAUAGAUUGUUGUUCGUUUCGAAGACGCAGAUAGUUGACGCUGACGCCGACGCAGGAAACAAAUUUGAAUGAUGUUCGUUUGAUAGACGCUGCGGUUAUUUUCAUUUAUUCAUUAUUUUAUUUUAAAAAUUGUAAAAUUAUAUUUUAAAUAAAUAAAAUAUAGUUUAAAUA
Molecule: messenger RNA, 1128 nt
Organism: Raphanus sativus (radish)
Lineage: Eukaryota; Viridiplantae; Streptophyta; Magnoliopsida; Brassicales; Brassicaceae
Product: protein MIZU-KUSSEI 1
Exons: 1
Coding region: 160-834 (224 amino acids)
Biological process (GO): hydrotropism
Source: RefSeq, a predicted model, not a curated record